GAGUGUGCGUGUGUACGGUACGCGCGCUCGACCGCUGUUGCAGUAAGUACCGCGUCUCAUGUCAGUCCGUCUGACAUAGCGUCCUCCGCAUACCGCUCAGCUCCGCGCGGGUCUUGGCGUGUACAAAAGUGCGCUGGUGCGUGUGCGCGCGUGUGUUCGUCCGCUCGUGUAAAACGCGUGUGUGCCUUCCGCGACGUGUGUGCGUGUACGUGUGCACGCGUAUGCGAUAUACAAUAACGAAACACCACGAACAUCGCGGGUCAGUGUGCGCCGGUGCGUGUCAAUCAUUCGCGCGCGCGCGCGCGCCUAUUUUUCAAAUUUUUUUUUUCCCCUCAUUAUUAUUAUUUUUUUUUUUUUUUUUAUCGUUUUCUCUCCGUUCUCUCUCGUCCCCGACGCGCCUUCGGUCUCUCGCGAAUAUAUCUGUUCACAACAACCUAAUGUACCUACUGUACGGUACGUUCGCAAUACGUACAAUAAAACUAUACCGAUAUCAAUAACAGUACAUACAUAUAUAUAUAUAUUUAGUAACACAAACAAUAUAAUUCGUCAUUAAUUACACACGCGUGCACUGUUCGAUGACGGUCAUGCCUUAUGGAUAAAUCGGUAGCCCGUGUACCCGCCGGACCCGAACUAAAGAUUCAAUGAUUUUGUGGACUAUUAAGAAUUCAAGACAUGCGCAUGGAGAACGGUUAACUAAAAUAUUGUUGGCCUCAAAAUCACAAAAACAGGCUUUGAAACUUCAUCGUUGAAGUCUGUUGAUUACGCAUUAUAUCACACUACAGGGGAGGCUGAUACGCCAUGCUUAACUGCACCGAUGCCGAGUGCACGUUGCACCAUCACCAUAUCCACGUGGAAUCCAUUCAGCAUCAUCUUCAGGAUGAUCGACAACACCAUGAACAUUCCUCGGUUAUGUCCAGUGAUGCAAACAGUUUUAACGAUAUAUAUCAGGGAUUCAUUAACAGCAGUGCAAAUCCAGAAUACUCUUCCGAACAUGUUGAUGUUCCGAACGAAGGAGUAUAUAUGGUGUGCGGUGUUCUCAUCGCCAUGGUACUUGUCGCGGUGAUAAUAGUUGUAUUGGCAGUUACUAUAAGUAAACUUAGGAAACGCGAGGAAACUGCUGUUGCGGCUGCGACAGCAGCAGCAACACCAAAUGCCACCACCAACACCGCUACUACGAUUGUAGUAAAUAACAACAGCAUUAACACCAAUAACAACGUGGACUGUCAGUUACCACAUGCCCAAUCUGUUGAUGUCGCUGUUGUCACAAACGUUUCAAGAGAUGUGGGCGAUGCGCCUGUACCUUUACCGUUCCUCUGGCAGUAUUCGGCCAAAAACGCUGCAGCCAAAAACAGCAAUGGGUAUAACUCACCUUACAGGCUGUACAGUUCUGAUCAGGACACAUUGGUGUGCAGUGUACCCAUCGAAGAGACUGCAGAGCACCGUAAAGGACUACGAAAAAACUUGCGUGGUAAGUGGCGAAGACUGGUGCACAAAAAGCAACAGCAACAGGACUCAUACAAAAUACCCGCAGAAUUACGGGACCAGCUCAAACAGAUAUAUGUGUACUGAUUCUAUAAGUUUGUUUCAAGACAAUCCACAAAACCUAUCAAAUUUUCAAUCUAUAAUUAUUCUAUAUUAUUAUUUUUUUUUCUAUGAAAGGACAAAACAAUCAUGUUUUUUAUAAAUA
Molecule: messenger RNA, 1687 nt
Organism: Sipha flava (yellow sugarcane aphid)
Lineage: Eukaryota; Metazoa; Arthropoda; Insecta; Hemiptera; Aphididae
Exons: 7
Coding region: 799-1569 (256 amino acids)
Source: RefSeq, a predicted model, not a curated record